UCUAGGGUGGAAUACAGCUAACAAAAUAUACAUCAAGAUUUCAAUCCCUACCAUUUCAGAGCUUCAAGUUAGCAUUUCCUACAUGUUAUUUUUAUGGUAUGUGUAGAAAAAAUUGGAGACUGUUAUCCAAGUGUCUUGCAACCAGAAAGGCAAGAAACCGGCAUAUGGCAUUGGAUAGGAUGGACUGCUAGCAGCCUAGCACUAAUAUCUUGGUUGACUGGUUCUUAUAUAGAUCAUGGGAACUCGAAUUUGUUAAUUAGAAUGUAUCCAAAUGUAGGCCUAAGUCUGGGUAGUGAAUACAGCAAAGUGAUGAUAUCGUUGCUCAAAAUCUAAAAAUUUAUCCCUGUCGAUAUACUGUGCAGGGAAAUACUGCAAAACCCGAAGGAUUAUCUGAGAUCAUUAUGGCAGGAGCAAUGGGUUUGAAGUUGCAUGAAGAUUGGGGAAGCACCCCAGCUGCGAUAGAUAACUGUUUAUCUGUUGGAGAAGCUUUUGAUAUCCAAGUUAAUAUCCACACGGAUACCUUAAAUGAAGCAGGUUGUGUGGAGCAUACAAUUGCAGCUUUUAAAGAUAGGUCCAUACACACAUAUCACAGCGAAGGUGCAGGUGGUGGUCAUGCCCCAGACAUCAUUAAAGUAUGUGGGGUGAAAAAUGUGUUGCCUUCUUCAACAAACCCAACCCGGCCUUUUACUUCUAACACUGUUGAUGAGCACCUUGAUAUGCUGAUGGUUUGCCACCACCUUGAUAAAAACAUCCCGGAAGAUGUAGCAUUUGCUGAGUCAAGAAUUCGAGCAGAAACAAUUGCGGCUGAGGACAUCUUGCACGACAUGGGGGCAAUCAGUAUCAUAUCAUCUGAUUCACAGGC
Molecule: messenger RNA, 862 nt
Organism: Triticum aestivum (bread wheat)
Lineage: Eukaryota; Viridiplantae; Streptophyta; Magnoliopsida; Poales; Poaceae
Product: urease
Molecular function (GO): nickel cation binding; urease activity
Source: RefSeq, a predicted model, not a curated record